CACAAGUGGACUGAUUUGAUGCUCUCUAAUUUAACUGAUUUUCAAACUCAAAGCAGCACAAGUUAGAUUACAAAGAAGAUUACUUCCAGGUUUUUAUACCUCUGAGAGAAAAUCUAUUGAUAUCUAGAGCAACAGCAAAAAUGGAAAUUCCUGAUCUUGGUAAUCAGUGCGGUUUAUCAACAUGCCAGCAGCUUGAUUUCCUUCCAAUAGAGUGUCAGUUCUGUAACAAGAGUUUCUGCAAGGAACACUUCCCUCCCGACUAUCAUGGAUGUACUGGAGAAUAUAACAAAGUUGUGACUGAGGUGGUUGGACAAGGUGGUACUCUCCAUCAUUGUCAAUUGCCAGAAUGCAAAGAGGGUGAAUUAACACCUGUAAUUUGCCCUGGAUGCUCAAAAAAUUUCUGUCUAAAGCACAGGCAUCAAGUUGACCAUCAUUGUCCAGCAUAUAAGCCACCAGUAAAUCCCAUGGCAGAAGCUGCAGUGAAAAUCCAGGAGAUUACAGCACGCCUGGGAUCAGGUGCAUCUUCUAAAGGACAGGGAAGGAAAUCAGAUAAACUUGCAGCCAAGGUGCAGUUAAUGAAACUGAAGCAGAAGUCAUCUGGUCAGCAGAGCUUGCCACAGGAGGAAAGAGUUUAUCUGAUGAUUCUUCUCCCUAAGUGUCAUAGUAGUACAUCUCAACCAGUAUUUCUGUCCCAUCAUUGGACUAUUGGGAAAGCAAUUGAUACCAUCGCUACCAUAGCAAAGGUUCCCAAUCGCAAUAACAUCCUUGGGGCGGACAAAUUACUUCUUUUCCACGCCAGUGAUGGAUCUCGUCUUGGCUCUAUGGAAGCCAAUCUCAAACUGCUUCUUGAUGACCAACAGCUGAUCAAUGGACAGUCUCUGAUUUUAGAAUACAAGUGUCAAGACUGUCAAUACCUGGAAGAUUUUAAGAAUUACAAAUUAUAAUGUAACAAAAAUUGUUUUCAAAUAUAUUUCCUUACAUUU
Penaeus indicus is the source of this 983-nucleotide messenger RNA. RefSeq names its product AN1-type zinc finger protein 1-like. NCBI's taxonomy places the organism in Eukaryota, Metazoa, Arthropoda, Malacostraca, Decapoda, Penaeidae. The record is from RefSeq and is a predicted model, not a curated record. Gene Ontology annotation, cellular component: cytoplasm. The transcript has 5 exons. The coding region runs from base 141 to 944 and encodes 267 amino acids. Gene Ontology annotation, molecular function: zinc ion binding.